CUGUGUUUGCUGAAUCAUCAUGAUUAAACGGAUGAGGUUGGAGAAAAUCAGGCUUUUGCUUAACACCCCAGCUUGGGGCUGCUGCUUUCCUGACCCACGGAAACUUGGGCCGAACCUGCAGGAUAUAACUUGCUGCUCAGCUGCUGGCUGUAGAAACACGAUUUUGUCUACUCUCUUUAUGCUGUGUUUAUUGGCAUGAGGUGAUCCAGGAAAUUCAAGUCUUGUUCUCCUGAGUGCUGGGUUCAGUAGAUUUUAUCUUGAAGUUCUGCCAUCCACAAUGGGAUCCAAGCUCUCAGUGGAUGACUCUGUGUGCGUUGUGAUCGUUGGAGGUGGUUUCGGGGGAAUUGCAGCUGCCAGCCAACUAAAGUCCUGGGGAAUCCCAUUUAUUCUUGUGGAUAUGAGAGAUGCUUUCCACCACAAUGUUGCUGCCCUCCGAGCCUCUGUAGAGAGUGGAUUUGCCAAGAAAACUUUCAUUUCUUAUUCUGUGAGCUUUGGAAGUAGCUUUCGACAAGCCAAGGUGGUUGGAAUAGACCUAGAAAAAACCCAAGUUUUGUUGAAUGAUGGUAAGGAGAUUUCCUAUUCCCAUCUCAUUCUUGCUACAGGGAGUGAUGGGCCGUUCCCUGGGAAGUUUAACCAGAUUAUUGACAUGGAAGCUGCCAUUCAUACCUAUGAAGACAUGGUCAAAGAGAUCCAGAAAUCUUCACGUAUCGUGGUAGUGGGAGGUGGUGCUGCUGGAGUAGAGAUGGCAGCAGAGAUCAAAACAGAAUACCCAGCCAAAGAGUGCUUCCUGCCAGAGGAGGUUGGGAUUUCAGUAGCUAUGAAGUCCCUGACAAUGGCUGAUUCCCAGUGCCUCCUGUUUAUCAAGGCUAGACCUGGAGCAGCUCUGAGCAACCUCACAGCCCACUGUCCUACAAUCACUCUCAUUCAUUCAAAAAUGGCACUUGCUGAUGUAGAACUUCUACCAUGUGUCCGGCAGGAGGUGAAAGAGAUUCUCCUUAGGAAGGGAGUGCAUAUCUUGUUAAGUGAAAGUGUCAGCAACCUGCAGAUGCUGACAUUAAAUCAGUUCCAGGAGGAUAUGGUAGUAAAGACAGAUAAGGGCACAGAGAUUGCUGCUGACCUGGUGAUUCUCUGCACUGGGAUAAAGAUCAAUUCAUCAGCAUAUAACACUGCAUUCAAGGACAAGAUGGCAAGUAAUGGUGCUUUAAAAGUUAACAAGCACCUUCAGGUGGAAGGCUAUGAUAACAUCUAUGCGAUUGGUGACUGUGCUGAUGUGAAGGAGCCAAAGAUGGCAUACCAUGCAGGGCUCCAUGCCAACAUUGUGGUGGCCAACAUCAUCAACAGUCUGACGCAGAAACCUCUGAAAACCUACCAGCCAGGAUCAUUAAGCUUCCUGUUGUCAAUGGGCAGGAAUGAUGGGGUAGGCCAGAUUAAUGGAUGCUACGUGGGACGUCUUUUGGUGACUAUUGCCAAGAGCCGGGAUCUUUUCAUCUCUAAGAGCUGGAAGACUAUGGGGCAAACUAUGCCCUAUUAAUCAAAAGGGACAGUCUUGAAGAGGCAAGGAAAUGCAGCAACUGAUUAAUAGUUGGAAAGCGUUAAAAUGUGCAUCAUUUAAAAAAAAUACAUGAACUGCACUGGCAUUGGUGAUGAAUUGAUACUGUACUAAAGGGCAUCUAUUAAGAAUGUCAUUUUUUUUAAAGGCGUUUAGUGUUCAGAUAAUCUGCACAGACAGUAACUUUUCAUGAAACUUUUUUCUAUUUAAUUCACAUGCUAAAAUAGAUAAAGGAAUUAAGUUGAUACUGAUUUUUUUUUUUUUUUUAAAUUUGAACAGUGGAAAAAUGGCUCCAAAAGCCAUCCAUUUUUGCCCAAUACCACCCACACUAUUUGUGCCUGAUACACAUGCGUCAGAAACUCUUACCCCCUGGAGAUACUAUUGAGUGUGUGCGUGUGUGUGUGUAUGUAGGAAGAGGAUGAAAUGUGUCUUAACUUCAUAGAAAGUUUAUAAUAAAUACACUUGGCACUUUU
Molecule: messenger RNA, 2022 nt
Organism: Gavialis gangeticus (Gharial)
Lineage: Eukaryota; Metazoa; Chordata; Crocodylia; Gavialidae
Gene: AIFM2
Product: apoptosis inducing factor, mitochondria associated 2
Exons: 10
Coding region: 278-1531 (417 amino acids)
Biological process (GO): apoptotic mitochondrial changes; positive regulation of apoptotic process
Cellular component (GO): cytoplasm; mitochondrion
Molecular function (GO): electron-transferring-flavoprotein dehydrogenase activity; flavin adenine dinucleotide binding
Source: RefSeq, a predicted model, not a curated record